Molecule: messenger RNA, 156 nt
Organism: Aspergillus glaucus CBS 516.65
Lineage: Eukaryota; Fungi; Ascomycota; Eurotiomycetes; Eurotiales; Aspergillaceae
Exons: 1
Source: RefSeq, a predicted model, not a curated record
UCCACAGUGACACUGGACCAUCUGGGGCCUAUGGUGGUGAAUACGGACGGGACGCUGUCGCGGAUCGCGAACUGGGAUAGGAUGGCGGAGAUUGAGAAGAAGACUACGCUGCGGGUGCUGGGAAAGAGGAAUAAGCAGAGGUUGGAGGCGUUGAAG